Molecule: messenger RNA, 4084 nt
Organism: Suncus etruscus (white-toothed pygmy shrew)
Lineage: Eukaryota; Metazoa; Chordata; Mammalia; Eulipotyphla; Soricidae
Gene: PLCL2
Product: phospholipase C like 2
Exons: 6
Coding region: 64-3450 (1128 amino acids)
Biological process (GO): regulation of synaptic transmission, GABAergic; intracellular signal transduction; lipid metabolic process
Molecular function (GO): phosphatidylinositol-4,5-bisphosphate phospholipase C activity; GABA receptor binding; inositol 1,4,5 trisphosphate binding
Source: RefSeq, a predicted model, not a curated record
GAGGAGCCGGCGCUGGGGACAGCGGGGACGCGGCUUUGUGCAAGCGGGUGUCUUGGGGCGCCCAUGGCGGAGUGUAGCCGGGGAGGAGGCGCCGCGGGGGGACCCCUGCCCACCUCCCCAGGCCCGGCCCUGGGCUUGCCCAAGGGCGCCUUGAAAGCGGGAGCUGCCGGAGCUGCUGGUGGAGGCGACAGAGCAGGCGAUCGCCCUGGCCACGGAGGCGUUUCCAACGGGGACUGCAGCCUGGGGGACGAAUUCCGAGCCAGCCCGGCCAGGGGACCCCAAAACGAGACCUUUGGGGCGCCCCCCUCCUGUGUCCCAGCCGCCUGCCCUCUCCCCAGGUCGGACAGCAAAGCUCCUUCCGUCGGCCUGCCCCGCAGGAGUAGCAUCAUCAAGGAUGGCACAAAGCAGAAAAGAGAACGGAAAAAGACCGUCUCGUUCAGCAGCAUGCCAACAGAGAAGAAGAUCAGCAGUGCAAGUGAUUGUAUCAACUCCAUGGUUGAGGGCUCAGAACUCAAAAAGGUUCGCUCCAACUCCAGAAUUUACCAUAGGUACUUUUUACUGGAUGCCGAUAUGCAGAGCCUGAGAUGGGAACCUUCUAAGAAGGAUUCUGAGAAAGCCAAGAUUGAUAUUAAAUCCAUCAAGGAAGUGAGAACAGGAAAGAAUACAGACAUCUUCCGUAGCAAUGGCAUAUCUGACCAGAUAUCCGAAGAUUGUGCGUUUUCCGUCAUAUAUGGGGAGAAUUAUGAGUCCCUUGAUUUGGUUGCCAACUCUGCAGAUGUCGCUAACAUCUGGGUCACAGGACUACGGUACCUAAUUUCUUAUGGAAAACAUACCCUGGAUAUGUUAGAAAGUAGCCAGGACAACAUGAGGACUUCUUGGGUUUCACAGAUGUUUAGUGAAAUCGACGUGGAUAACGUUGGACAUAUAACUUUGUGUAAUGCUGUGCAGUGUAUCCGAAACCUUAAUCCUGGUUUGAAAAUUAGCAAAAUUGAGCUUAAGUUUAAAGAAUUGCACAAAUCCAAGGACAAAGCUGACACUGACGUCACGAAGGAAGAGUUUGUCGAGGUUUUCCACGAGCUUUGUACCAGACCUGAAAUUUAUUUCCUUUUAGUGCAGUUUUCAAGCAAUAAAGAAUUCCUUGAUACGAAGGACCUUAUGAUGUUUCUUGAGGCAGAGCAGGGUGUGGCCCAUAUCAAUGAGGAGAUAAGCCUUGAAAUCAUCCACAAAUACGAGCCAUCCAGUGAGGGUCGGGAAAAGGGCUGGCUUUCUAUAGAUGGCUUCACUAAUUACCUUAUGUCUCCUGACUGCUACAUCUUUGACCCGGAACAUAAAAAAGUCUGUCAGGAUAUGAAACAGCCUUUGUCUCAUUACUUUAUAAACUCUUCUCAUAACACAUACUUAAUAGAGGAUCAGUUCCGAGGGCCUUCUGAUAUCACCGGCUAUAUCCGAGCUCUUAAAAUGGGGUGCAGGAGCGUUGAGUUAGAUGUCUGGGAUGGGCCAGACAAUGAGCCUGUCAUUUAUACGGGCCACACCAUGACGUCUCAGAUCGUCUUCCGAAGUGUCAUCGACAUCAUCAACAAGUACGCCUUUUUUGCUUCGGAGUAUCCUCUCAUCUUAUGCUUGGAAAACCACUGUUCCAUCAAACAGCAGAAGGUGAUGGUGCAACAUAUGAAGAAGAUCUUAGGAGACAAGCUGCACACCACUUUGCCCAAUACAGAGGAGUCUUACCUCCCCUCCCCAGAUGUGCUGAAAGGGAAGAUCCUGAUUAAAGCCAAGAAGCUGUCCUCCAAUUGUCCUGGAUUGGAAGGGGAUGUCACCGAUGAAGACGAGGGAGCAGAGAUGUCUCAACGGAUGGGCAAGGAGAACGUAGAACAACUCAACAAUGUACCUGGGAAGCGAUUUCAGCUCUGCAAAGAGCUGUCUGAGCUGGUAAGCAUCUGCAAAUCAGUGCAGUUCAAAGAGUUCCAGGUGUCCUUUCAGGCCCAGAAGUACUGGGAGGUUUGCUCCUUCAAUGAGGUGCUGGCCAGCAAAUAUGCCAACGAGAACCCAGGCGACUUUGUGAAUUAUAACAAACGCUUUCUGGCCAGGGUUUUCCCUAGCCCCAUGCGGAUAGACUCCAGCAACAUGAAUCCUCAAGACUUUUGGAAAUGCGGCUGCCAAAUUGUUGCCAUGAACUUCCAGACCCCGGGCUUGAUGAUGGACCUGAACAUUGGCUGGUUUCGACAGAAUGGCAACUGUGGCUAUGUGCUGCGGCCGGCCAUCAUGCGAGAGGAGGUGUCCUUCUUCAGCGCCAACACCAAGGACUCCGUGCCAGGGGUCUCCCCUCAGUUGCUGCACAUUAAAAUUAUUAGUGGGCAGAACUUCCCCAAACCCAAGGGCUCAGGGGCCAAAGGGGAUGUAGUGGACCCCUAUGUCUAUGUGGAAAUCCAUGGGAUUCCUGCUGAUUGUGCUGAACAAAGGACAAAAACGGUGCACCAGAACGGAGACACCCCUAUCUUUGAUGAGAGCUUCGAGUUCCAGAUCAACCUGCCCGAGUUGGCCAUGGUGCGUUUUGUGGUCUUGGAUGAUGACUACAUUGGGGAUGAGUUUAUUGGGCAGUACACCAUUCCCUUCGAGUGUUUACAGACUGGCUAUCGUCAUGUGGCCCUGCAGUCACUGACGGGUGAGGUCCUGGCCCACGCCUCUCUGUUCGUCCAUGUGGCCAUCACCAACCGCAGGGGUGGAGGGAAACCUCACAAAAGGGGCCUUUCGGUGCGGAAAGGGAAAAAAUCUAGAGAAUAUGCAUCCCUGAGAACACUGUGGAUUAAAACCGUGGACGAGGUAUUCAAGAAUGCCCAGCCACCAAUUCGGGAUGCCACGGACCUCCGGGAGAACAUGCAGAAUGCAGUGGUGUCCUUCAAGGAGCUAUGUGGACUGUCUUCCGUGGCCAACCUCAUGCAGUGUAUGCUGGCUGUGUCUCCCCGCUUUCUGGGGCCUGACAACAGUCCCCUGGUGGUCCUCAAUCUCAGCGAGCAGUACCCCACCAUGGAGCUACAGGGAAUUGUACCUGAGGUCCUGAAGAAGAUUGUGACAACUUACGACAUGAUGAUCCAGUCCCUCAAGGCAUUGAUUGAAAAUGCAGAUGCCGUGUAUGAAAAGAUUGUACACUGUCAGAAAGCUGCCAUGGAAUUCCAUGAACACUUGCACAGCAUCGGUACCAAAGAAGGGUUAAAGGAACGAAAACUACAGAAAGCAGUGGAGAGCUUCACCUGGAAUAUCACCAUCUUAAAGGGACAAGCGGAUCUGUUAAAAUAUGCUAAGAAUGAAACUCUGGAGAACCUGAAACAAAUCCAUUAUGCUGCUGUUUCCUGUGGAUUGAAUAAGCCUGGCACAGAGAACACCGAUGUUCAGAAGCCGCGCCGGAGCCUUGAAGUCAUCCCUGAGAAAGAGAACGAUGAGAUUGGAGAAUGAAGGAACCUUCGUGAAAUCCUUAUGGAGUUUAUAACUCUAGGACCAAUUGUAGCCACGUGGGACAUUCACUUUGCACUCACUCAUGAAAAUAAUAUUGGGGAUUUUAAAGCACAACUGGAAUAAAUAAUUACAGUCUUAUUAAAACUGUGAAUGUAUGUAGCAAUCCUGUGUGUGAAGGCAAAUAAACUUUAAACACAAAAUUAUAUUCCUGGCCAAAAUAUGCUAUAUUUGUAUACAAAGGCAUUAUUAACUUGGUUCCAGUGUGAACAGACUAUUCACUCUAGUUCCAUUGAGAAAUGUUUUCCUAACAAAUAAUUUCUUAAGGUAGUGCCAUUCCAUGUAAAAUUAGUAUUUAUUGGAGGAAAACCUUGUCUGUACACUUCUGUGUGAGUGCCAGAGUUCAGGGUUCUGGAUGCUGGUGGGCCUCACCUACCUGCUGAACCCUAAUUGCUAAGAAGACUUAAGUGGACAGAGACCAGAGACCAUGGGACACCAUCAAGUUUAAGAAGAAUGUGCAAUUGGACUGAAUCGUGUGGGGUGUAUAUCUGAUGUACAAGCAAUCGAAAAGCAACAUACUGUAAAUGGUUUUUCAUUGUAUGAAACAGUGUUCACAUUAAAGAGAUGUUUUAUGAUA